Jaculus jaculus (lesser Egyptian jerboa) is the source of this 930-nucleotide messenger RNA. RefSeq names its product olfactory receptor 2Y1-like. The record is from RefSeq and is a predicted model, not a curated record. Gene Ontology annotation, molecular function: G protein-coupled receptor activity; olfactory receptor activity. Bases 1 to 930 code for a protein of 309 amino acids. Lineage: Eukaryota; Metazoa; Chordata; Mammalia; Rodentia; Dipodidae. Gene Ontology annotation, biological process: G protein-coupled receptor signaling pathway. The transcript has a single exon. Gene Ontology annotation, cellular component: membrane.
AUGGGGAUUUUUAAUACCAGCUCAGGAGAAGGCUUCAUUUUGGUGGGCUUCUCAGAUUUUCCUCAACUGGAAGUGUUCCUUUUUGUCUUCAUUUUCAUUUUCUAUUUGCUAACUCUCUUUGGCAACACCACCAUCAUUGCACUGUCCCGUCUGGACCUCAGGCUGCGCACUCCCAUGUACUUCUUCCUCUCCCACCUCUCCUUCCUGGACCUCUGCUACACCACCAGCACUGUGCCCCAGCUCCUGAUCAACCUUCGUGGACUUGACAGGAACAUUAGCUUUGGGGGCUGUGUGGCCCAGCUCCUCAUUUUCCUUGCCUUGGUCUCCACAGAGUGUUUGCUCCUGGGAGUGAUGGCCUUUGACCGCUAUGCUGCUGUGUGCCGUCCACUCCACUACACGACCAUUAUGCACCCUCAGCUGUGCCAGGCUCUGGCCAUCUCCUCCUGGGUGUCCGGCCUCGUGAACUCCGUGAUUCAGACAGGACUUGUUAUGGCCAUGCCUCUCUGCAGCCACCGACUAAAUCACUUCUUCUGCGAGAUGCCCAUAUUCCUGAAGUUGGCUUGUGAGGACACGGAAGGAACAGAGGCCAAGAUGUUUGUGGCCCGAACGAUCAUCUUGAUCUUCCCUGCAGCACUGAUUCUAGGCUCCUAUGCUCAAAUCGGCAGGGCAGUGUUGAGAAUGAAGUCAACAGCUGGACGUAAGAAGGCUUUUGGGACUUGUGGGUCUCACCUUGUAGUAGUUUCUCUCUUUUAUGGCUCAGGUAUAUAUACAUACCUCCAGCCUAUCCACAAGUAUUCUGAAAACGAGGGCAAAUUUGUUGCUGUUUUUUAUACUAUACUUACCCCAAUUCUCAAUCCCCUAAUUUAUACUCUGAGGAACAAGGAUGUGAAGGGGGCUCUGUGGAAGGUCCUAGGGAGAGGCACAGAUUAA